AUGCUGAUCUUUGUGAAGACCCUCACACAGAAGACCAUCACACUGGAGCAGCUCAAAGAUGGUCACACACUCUCAGAUUACAACAUCCAGAGGGAGUCCACCCUUUAUCCGAUCUUGUGUCUCCGCAGAGGCAUGCAGAUCUUCAUGAAGAUCCUUACAGGGAAGACCACACUGGAGCCUCAGCUUCUUCCCCCCAGCAUGCAACCUCAGCCUGCUCCCUCUGGCAGCGAGCCUUAUUCAGCUCCCUCUGGUGCUCCCCACCUACAGCAUGCACCCUAA
Suillus bovinus is the source of this 279-nucleotide messenger RNA. Its product is annotated as ubiquitin. NCBI's taxonomy places the organism in Eukaryota, Fungi, Basidiomycota, Agaricomycetes, Boletales, Suillaceae. Gene Ontology annotation, biological process: protein ubiquitination; modification-dependent protein catabolic process. The transcript has 3 exons. Gene Ontology annotation, molecular function: ubiquitin protein ligase binding; protein tag activity. Gene Ontology annotation, cellular component: cytoplasm; nucleus. The record is from RefSeq and is a predicted model, not a curated record. Bases 1 to 279 code for a protein of 92 amino acids.